AGAGUUGGAGCUGAGGGCUGCAAGAUUUCAGCACGGAAGGAAAAACGAGCAGGAGCAUCAGAGCCACUCAAGACUGACUUGUGUUGCUCUUCUGUGUGCUGCACUUUCAAGACUUUUUCAAAGCGGAUUGCUUGCUUGCUUUUUCUGGUUCUGAGGAAAAAGAACCCAGAAGAAAAUCCAAAGUUUGCUCUUGUCACCGAUGGCUGCCGCGCGUCCCAUGACGGCGGAGGCGUCCGGCUUCCACGUCCUCUCGGCCCACCUGAUGGCCUCGGCCAUGGAGGAGUUCCCGCAACAGCUGCCCGUCCCCAAGGGCCCGUCCCGGGGCAAGAGCCGCUCCCGGCGACCCCGCGAGGCCCGCUUCAAAACCCAGCCGGUCACCUUCGCCGAAAUCGCCGAGGUGGUGGAGGAAGAGGGCUCGUCGCCUCUGGAAGAGGAGAGGGCGCGACGCUCCUUCCUGCAGUCCCUGGAGAACCUGAGGAGGAGCACGCAGACCCUGCACUGCUCGCCCGGCGCCCGCCGUCAAUGCGCCCCGUCGCCCACGCAGGCCAGCAUGGACUCCAGCGACUCUGACUCCACCCAGUGAAGGUUUCGGGGAGUCAACAAACCCCCGCGUGGUCCUUCUCGAUGGAGUGCGGUUGAAGUGAACCAAACUGCGGCAACGUCUGCUUUUAAGAUCCACUAACAUAUCGAUGCGAGGCACAUGCCGUGCCGAUGCAUCACGCAGCAGGUGGCGCUGUUUUUUUUUUUUUUUUUUUUUAACAUGUUCAAAUGUAUGCUGUUUAAGUUCCUGGCAACGUGGCGAGAAUUUAGUUUAGCUUGCAUCAGUGUGGCUCAUCAGUGCAGGAUGUGGGCGCCCUCUUGUGGUUGCCUAAAGAAUCACUGAAUGAAAGUGGAGCAUGUUACAGUGACUUCAAUUUUUUUUUUUUAAUCCAAAAUUGUUUAAGUACAGUUCUGUUGUCUCUAACAAUACAUUUGGAUUUAACCAACCCUUUUUGGGUACUAAUCAAGUGCCAUAGAGUCGUGUACAAAGAAACCUAAAUAGCAUACUUCCAACAAAGACAGUAUAAGCUUUGCUUUAUGCUUUCAAAUAUAUUCCUUUUUUACUGUAGACUUGAAAGAUGGUACAUUGAGCUUUUUUUUUUUUUUUUUUUUUUUAAGGCUCACCGUUGAUUUUUUUUUCUCUUCUCUACUGCUAGAAGAACAAAAAUCAACAGCUCACAGCCACGCCACUAAUUUUGUAAAUAGCACGAUGAAGUGACACUGUGGCCUGGUUCGCCACUGAAGCUUUCUAUUGAGUUCACGCUCUUCACCAGAACGUAUGAAGAAAAAGAUUCCUUCGUAAAAAGAAAAAAAGUAUUUAUUCUAUUCAUUUGCUUAUAACCAAAUGUGGACUUUGACUGCGCUUCUGACUUGUGAAGUCGCCUCGACUUUCAAAGAAAACCGCAAACCUUUCCACUGUGCUUUGUAUCGAAUGUACUUUAUAUUAAAUACCGUGUUUGUCAUAAGUAUUUUAAUAAAUAUUUUCAAGUAUUUUCAGGUA
Molecule: messenger RNA, 1540 nt
Organism: Hippocampus comes (tiger tail seahorse)
Lineage: Eukaryota; Metazoa; Chordata; Actinopteri; Syngnathiformes; Syngnathidae
Gene: cunh11orf96
Product: chromosome unknown C11orf96 homolog
Exons: 1
Coding region: 200-583 (127 amino acids)
Source: RefSeq, a predicted model, not a curated record